This is a messenger RNA of Eurytemora carolleeae, 2670 nucleotides long. RefSeq names its product transcription factor Sox-21. Gene Ontology annotation, biological process: cell differentiation; anatomical structure morphogenesis; regulation of DNA-templated transcription. The record is from RefSeq and is a predicted model, not a curated record. The transcript has 3 exons. Gene Ontology annotation, molecular function: DNA-binding transcription factor activity, RNA polymerase II-specific; RNA polymerase II cis-regulatory region sequence-specific DNA binding. Lineage: Eukaryota; Metazoa; Arthropoda; Copepoda; Calanoida; Temoridae. Bases 200 to 1435 code for a protein of 411 amino acids.
CAGACCGGAGAACCAGGACUAGGAAUAGAAAGGAUCAGCUCUGGGACAAACAAAGUUCUAAAGACAGUGAAAUGUCCACAUUUCAAAAAUAUUUAAGAAUAAAGCUGAGUAACUCAAACUAGUGAACAAAUUCAACAACACAAAUCUGAGAUUUUAAAACCUGUAAACUCUUAAAGCCUAGUGAUAUUUCGGUAAAAAUAUGGGUCCUGGACUCAAGGAUGAUCAUAUUAAGAGACCAAUGAAUGCCUUCAUGGUUUGGUCCAGGGGUCAAAGGAGAAAAAUGGCACAAGAAAACCCAAAGAUGCAUAACUCCGAGAUAUCCAAGAGGUUGGGAGCAGACUGGAAGCUUCUCACGGACCUGGAUAAGAGACCGUUCAUCGACGAAGCCAAGAGACUCAGAGCCCUGCAUAUGAGAGAACACCCGGAUUACAAGUAUAGACCAAGAAGGAAACCAAAACCAAUGAUGAAGAAGGAAUUAAAUAGAUAUCCUUUCCCCUUUCCCUUCCUACACGGAUUGGAUCCCAUCUCUAGACAGCUGAUCAGCUCCUACUCUCUAGCUAACCCGGAGCGAGGGAAGGAACCCUUCUCCUCCCACCUGGAUUUAUCUUCCUUCAAGCUUGGUCAGUCAGAAGAGAAUUAUCAUUUUGGGAUGAUUAUGAAAUCUCAAUCCUUUCUGACCAACUCCACUCUCUCCUCCUUCUCCUCUCCACCAUACUCCAUCUCUUCAACCCUGACCAGAACUUCUCCUCUCUCCAGCUCCUCCUCCCUAGCAGCCUCCAUAGCCUCCAGGGCCUCCAGGUUCCAGGACAGGCUGGAUGUAGAUGAAAAAGAUCCUCUGAUCACGAACCAACUUCACAGAGAUUCUCCGAGCCACCCAGAUUCCACAACUAGUCCAGCUCCACCUUCAAGUCCAACCUUCAAAACUUCAAUUCAUUCUCCUCCCUCCUCCCCUCCUUCCAGCCUACCCCCUUCAUCCUCUCCACCCCCUUCCCAUCUUUCCCAACCUCCUACAUCCCUUUCAUCCUUCCCUCCUCCUCCUAUCCCCUACUAUCCUCCUUGGUAUCUGCAUCAUCUUUUCCCUUCUUAUAUUUUUCAUCCUCCUCCUCUUAUCCCUCUUCCAUCCCCUCCCUCCCAUAUUCCUCUUACAUCCCCUCCCUCCCAUAUUCCUCUUACAUCCCCUCCCUCCCAUAUUCCUCUUACAUCUCGUCCUUCCCAUAUUCCUCUUUCAUCUCCUUCUCAUCUUUCUCUUCCUUCUCCACCAUCUCAUUUAUCUCUUUCCUCUCAAACCCAACACUCGUUAUCCUCUCCCUCCCGACAUUUAUCUCUCUCCUCUCCGUCCCAUCUACUCCGUCCCGUCCCAACCUUGCCCCGAUCUGUGACGGAUUUGUCUAGGUUUAAAGCUUGUCUCCCCGGGGAGAAGUUUAUGAAUCAGUGAUAUAUAAAACUUGAAAAACCAGCAGGAAGCCUUAGAAGACAUGUAUUAGGUUAGUCAUCGAACCCAACCUGAGGAUUUCCAUCAUAUCCUAUAACCUAACCCAAUGGUAAGAUAUACAUAUCUAGUAAAGUAAUCUAACCUAAAGAUAUCGAUAUCAAAGGAUAUCCAAUUACAUCAAGUCAAACUAGGAAAAACUAACCAAACUACGAGAUUUCCAACAGUCCAACCUCAGAGAUAUUCAGCACUCUACCCUAAAUAUAUUUUAUCCAACCUAGAAAUAUCCAGAAGUUUUACCCAACCAAGAGGUAUCUAGAAAUCUUACCCAGCCCAGAGGUAUCAAGCAGUCUUACCCAACCUAGAGAUAUCCAACACCUUAACCAACCAAGAGAUAUUUGGAAGUCUUACCAAACCAAGAGAUAACCAGCUGUCUUACGUACCCCGGAGAUAACUAGCUGACUCACCAAGCUUAGAGAUAUCCACUAAUCUUACCCAACCUAAAGAGAACUUUCUGUCUUACCAAACCUAGAGAUAUCCAACUGUUUUACCCGACCUAGAGAUAUUUGGCAGUCAAACCUCACCCAACUGUUAUCCCGAACCCUUACACAACCUGGAGAUAACCAACAGUUCCACCAAACCUAGUAAAAUUCAGCACCUUACCAAACCUGGAGAUUUCCAGCACCCUACCCAACCUUGAGAUGUUUGGCAGUCUUACCAAACCUGGAGAUAUCCAGCACUCUGACCCAACCUGGAGAUAACUAGCUACCUUACCAAACUUAGAGAUAUCCAGCACCUAACCCAACCUGGAAAUAUCUAGGACUUUUGUCUUACCGGGAGAUAUCCAAUAGCAUGUUUAGCCUAGAGAUAUUAUUUAGCAGCAUACCCAACUUAGAGAUAAUUAGUAUUCUUACCCCCCCAAAAAACUGGAUAUAUCCUACAGAGCCGGAACUAGAGAUAUAAGAUAUUUUAUAUGGAUUUAGAUACAGAAAUACCAAGUAUAUUCUCCUCAGUAUGUUUUGCUAUCUGGAGAAUAAACAAUUUAACCCAACCUAACCCAACCUAAAGUUUGUUACAAAGUGAAAUUUUGCGCUAGUAAAUGUAAUAAAGAUGAUUUUUUAAACAAGUGAUAUAAAAGUGUAUAAAAAAUAAAUAUUUAUUUUAUAAAAGCAUUUAAAUAAAACAUCAUGACAACAAUUUGCCAGCAAAUGUAUUCUUUUUUUAAAAUUCUUAUAAUUUAA